GCAUUAAAAAUUACAAAGCAACCCAACACAUUUUCAUCCAGGAGUGUAAAUGAAGAUUGAGUUUCCAAGUCUGGGAUAUCUUCUCUGAUUUUCAUUCUCUGCUCUUGUAAAAAAGAUGUCAAAAAACACAACAGAGAACUCAAAUUACACUUACUCAGCUCUUCUAGGUUUUUUCCUGGCUAGCAUUUCAUUGAUCACUGUUGUCAUGAAUAUAUUAGUAUUAUAUGCUGUGAAAACUGAGAAGAAGCUGCAAACAGUUGGCAAUUUAUACAUUGUUAGCCUCUCUAUUGCAGAUCUUAUCGUUGGUGCAGCUGUUAUGCCCCUUAAUAUUGUUUAUCUCCUAAACCAUGCGUGGACUCUGGGCGUAACAGCAUGUUUGUUCUGGCUGUCAAUGGAUUAUGUGGCCAGUACUGCAUCAAUUUUCAGUCUCUUCAUAUUAUGCUUAGACCGUUACCGUUCAAUUCAACACCCACUGAAAUAUCUCCAGUAUAGAACAAAAAUGAGAGCAUCACUGGUGAUUUUGGGAGCUUGGUUGCUUUCUUCCUUAUGGGUCAUCCCAAUCCUAUGGUGGCAUGAUUCUGCUAAUGAUAAGAAAGGGGAAGGAGAGGAAAACUGCGAAACAGAAUUCUCUUGUGUCAUUUGGUUCAAAGUGUUGACAGCCAUUAUCAAUUUCUAUCUGCCCUCUAUCAUAAUGUUAUGUCUCUACUGUAAAAUAUUCAGAGCUGUUCGAAAACACUGCCAACAGCGAGAAGUCGUCAAUGGAUCAUACUGCUCUUUCUCUGAAAACAGAAAUGUAAUUCAUGCUAAGGCAAAGGACAAGCAAAAUAUUUGCCUCCAAAAGCAAAGCUUACAUGAAAACACAGCUCAUAAAGACAAGCAAAUGUCCUCUGAGUGCAGAAGUACGGCAGCAAAACCUCUUUUCAGUAAUGAUGAUGAGUCUUCAAAGGCUUUUGUUAGCAGCAGUAACAGGAAAGCCUUUAAAUCUAGUUGUUUGCCUCUCACCACUGUCCAGUCUGAGCCAGAUCUGGAUAAAGCAGGAAAGAGUAUGUGUGUAAAAAAGGACAAUAAAAAUGAAGAGGAACCUCACCCACAGGACAGUGACUUAAGUGCUGCAUCAGACAGUGAUACUUUCACAGAGAACGUACCUUCUGGAGAGCAAUCCAAUCCUAGUCCUGAUCGAGCCUGCAUUCCUCAGGAAAAUACAGAGAAUAGGGAUUUCAGAGGACUGACUUACCUGAGGAGAACCUGGCAAACCCUACAUACUCAUUCCAGAAGUCAUCUUCGAAGACAGCAAGUGAGCAGGGAGUGGAAAGCAGCUAAGCAGUUAGGGGUCAUAAUGGCAGCCUUUAUGCUGUGCUGGAUUCCCUAUUUUGUGUUAUACGUGGUUUUCCAACGCCAUAAAUACUUUCACAAUCUACAUAUGUUCACUACAUGGCUCGGCUAUGUGAAUUCCACCUUAAAUCCAUUCCUGUAUCCUCUUUGUAAUGAGAAUUUCAAGAAGACAUUCAAAAAGAUCCUUCACAUUCAGUAAUAUCACACUGGCUUUUUUUCUGGGCUAAAAAGCAACCCAUAAAAUCAAUCAAAUGAAAUGUUCUAGUUUCAAAGGCAAAUACUAUGGAUAAAUUAGAAGGCUUUGGAAAACUAAUUUAUAAACAAGUGUUAGUAAAAGUGGGAUAUGUUCAUAUAACAGCUUCAACACGUUUGAAGAACGAAUUCUUAUCAGGAAUCUGAAAAGCUCAGUAGCCAGUCUCAGAACUGUUACACUGUUGUAAAUAUUUUACGAUUUGAGAUUCUCUCUUUCAUCAUAUAGAACAAAACCGAGUGUACGAAAAGAGAUCAUCAGGGAUUAUAAGUUAUUCAGCUAUGAAGAAGGCAGAAAGAAAAUAUUGUUUCUGUGACCAAAGGUUUUUUUCUCUUUUAACUUACUACUUUAAACAGGGAACACACUGCUUGUGAAGAGAGAUCUUCUGCAGUAAGAGGUACUUUGCAUAGUUAAAAAAGAAGCUUCUACUGUUUGAAAAAAUCUACCCUGUUUAUUUAUAGCUUUCUCCAAGUCAUGCACUUUUUUGGAAGUCAUAUUUUAACCUACAGUAUCUAGUUAAUAUGCUUGCUUCAUUUAUACCAGUACACUUUAACUUCACUGAAAAAAGUAGUAUUGUUAUGUCCUACACAUUUUGCUAAGACAUUCCGAACUCAAGAUAGUAUCAAGAAGGGUAGGCUGUUGUCUCUGACAACAUAUAUUCUUUGAGAAUAUACCUGAUUAUGGCCUAUAUGUAUUUUAUUCCUCCUAUGACUUGGCAAAUAGCCUAAGCAUGCAGCAGCAAUGCUAAUGCAUAUCUUUCUGACAGGCAAACUCUUCUCGCUACAGUGAGACAAAGUCCUAAGCAGUAACUCAAGUGCAAAAUAGGAAAUAAAGUACAUGAAGUGUUUUUACCUUUCCUGUCCUUUACUUUUAUAAGUUAUGCUGUAAAUGCUGCUAAAUAUUUUAGAAGAAGCAGAAUGAUAGAAUACUUAUGGUUGGAAGGGGUCUCAAGAACCCUCUUAAAUACAGCCUACAACUCAAAGCUGUGCUUUUACAGUAUCCUCAGGGUCUCAUCCAUUCAACAACAUACGAAAAGGGCUUCCUUUGAAAAAGCUGGAAGGCAGCUUUGACACAGAAGUUUGCAGGUUUCACCCUAGCAGGUCAAGUUAUUCCCUUGUUAAGCCACCCAUUUCACUGUUUCUAAGUAUAAACAGCACAGUGAGGUAAACCUUACUUUCCAGUCAAAGGAAGAAAACAUAGUUCCUUAGCAAAAGAAUGCAGUCACCUACAUUACAUGAGCUGAUGAUUUAACAGAACAGUUACAUCAGCAUAAACCAAAGUCUGCAGAUUGGGAAGGAAGAUGGAGAAUUGAGGCCAAGGAGAUCUCUGGUCCUGUAUGAUCCAAAUAUGUUAAGACUGUAAAUUUGUGGUACACAAGUGUAACAUUCAUUUCUAUACUGUGAUGGAACUAAGUGAAAGAAACAUUUUGAGCAAACAUUAAAUCUGACCUCUGGGGCAGAAUUGCUAUGGGACUGCCAUUAUGCAGUCAGUUUUAAGAAGACCAGAACCAAAUAGCUUCGCCUGCUGCAGGGGGCCUGCUUUGCAGGGGGGCUGGACUCGAUGAUCUCUAGAGGUCCUUUCCAGCCCUUACAAUUCUGUUAUUCUGUGAUUCUUCGGCAGCAGAUGUCAUAUUCGUAUAUAGUAGUGAAUUGCAUUUAAUGGUGAAUUUUCCAUGCAUUUUAGGAAGGGUGACUGGUGAAGCAUCCUGAAAGUUCAGUGUAAAAAGAAUAUAUUCUCAUUUGUGGGGGAAGAUGUAAUUGUAAGCGAAUCAUCAAAGAACUUAUCAGACUCUUCGAUAGACCUUAUCACUGUGAAACCUUGGGAGUGUGUGACAGAGAGCAAACAGUGUCUGUUUGCCUAUAAGGGUGAACAGGAGGUUCUUUUCUACACCUUGUUAGUCUUGUCACACUUAAGAAACCUUUCAUCCUUUAUCAUUGUUGUCUGGGAGAAGUUAGGGCCAAUUAACUGAUUAGAGGAACUGAUAGAGGAACAGGAAUUUCUUGUUUGUAAGUGAAUGGUAUAUGAGAUGUAUGUUGAACACAAUAAAAUAGAACUAUUCUGAUGCUACAAGAAACUGUGAGAGCUCUCUAACUCAACUGAGCGCCAAUACUCAUUGUCAUUUUGCUGUGCUGAUGUAUUUACCACUUUUAGAAUGUUUUCUUGCUUCUGAAAUAGCUGAUAGUUAGCUUAACAGCAAAGGUCUGACAGAACCGGAGCUGUUUUAGCAGAGUGCUGUCACAUGUUUGGUGGGAAAAGUUAAACGGAUGUUCUGUGUAAUAUCUUUUUACAUCAGAAGAGAAAAACAGUUGCAGGAGCAAUUCUCAAUUCUAUAUUCUUACUGAUUUCGAGCUACUUAGAGUCUUUCUGUGUCACACAUGCCUAUUUUGCAAGUGAGCAUGACAAAACUUAGAAGAACAAUUAAACACUAAAGACAUUUGCAUCAUAACUUUUGGAUGCAGUACACUAAAUAAAUGCAAAGUAUUAUUAUCCUUUCCGUUUUAUAUCUGUUAAUUAAAUGCCUGAUCAUCAAUAGAAGGUUUUUUCUUUUUUAUAGUACUUAACAUUAAAUGAAGUAUCCGCAGUUUUCUAUAUGGUUAGCUUUACAUUUGGAAAAAUGCACUAAAUUAAUUAACAUAGUCUAAUGUAUCAAACAAGGUUCAGAGAUCGAUUAAAUUCAGUCUUAAGUAGUAUUCAGGAACGACUGCAAUCAGAAAAAAAAAAUAUGCCAAAAUAUACAGAUAGUGUGUAUAUAUAUAUAAAAGUAGUAACAUUCAUUUAGUAAUUCUGGCAACUUCUGCACUGCAGGGACAGUGUCUGUGCAAGUAAUAAAACAAACCUUUUAGACUACAGAGCAGCAAAUUUUGGAACAUAACGCUCUUACUCAAAGCCACUCACAAACUAUUCUUAAGAUCAAUAGCCAUUCUGCUCU
Messenger RNA from Phasianus colchicus (ring-necked pheasant), 4511 nucleotides. RefSeq names its product histamine receptor H1 (gene HRH1). Gene Ontology annotation, molecular function: histamine receptor activity; G protein-coupled serotonin receptor activity; neurotransmitter receptor activity. The record is from RefSeq and is a predicted model, not a curated record. Lineage: Eukaryota; Metazoa; Chordata; Aves; Galliformes; Phasianidae. Gene Ontology annotation, cellular component: plasma membrane; dendrite. Gene Ontology annotation, biological process: G protein-coupled receptor signaling pathway, coupled to cyclic nucleotide second messenger; regulation of vascular permeability; positive regulation of vasoconstriction.